AGCUGGUCCACGUCUGCUACUCUACUGGAUGUAGAAAGAAAAUAAUUGAAUUCGGAAUACUUUUGUACUGGAUUACCUAAACUUUUCUCGCCUUCGGAUAAAGAUGUAUUUUUAAAAACAUUUUUUUAAAAAUGUUAGGACAUGUUAUUUGAAGAAAAAUAUAGAAUAUUUAGGGAUAAACCGUGUGAAUGUUAUAUAGUUGUUAAACAGCCAACCAUCUACAAUUUAUAAUUAUGGCGCAUUUAAUACGGCAGAAGAUUUCAAACCAAAUCAUUAACAUAAUGAACAGCGCGUCUGAUAAAUCCGAGGGGAAGGUGAGCGCUGUGUUUGCGCGCCUCGGCUUCCAGACGGCCACCGAUGACGAGGCUCUGGCUUUCGCCGACUGCGACGUCCUGGACUACGAUUACAGGCAUGGGAUGCGGAUGGCUGAAGUAAAGACGAGUGGAGAAGGAGGGGAAACGCUGGCGGGAGACAGUCAUUACCAAAGACACGGCAGCGGGAACACAGGAACCGAAAAAAACCGCGAGGUACAAGGAGACAAACCGAAAUUAACAGCAUGGGACGCGGGAUGGAACGUCACCAAUGCGAUCCAGGGUAUGUUUGUCUUGGGCCUUCCCUAUGCUGUCUUGCAUGGGGGGUAUCUUGGCCUCUUCCUCAUAAUCUUCACUGCACUGGUGUGCUGCUACACAGGCAAGAUCCUCAUUGUGUGCCUUUAUGAGGAGAACGAUGACGGAGAGCGUGUACGUGUGCGUGAUACCUAUGUGGACAUCGCAAAUGCUUGCUGCACGCCACGAUUCCCUGUGCUUGGUGGCCAUGUUGUGAAUGUGGCACAAAUCAUUGAGCUGGUGAUGACAUGCAUUCUUUAUGUGGUCGUCAGUGGCAACCUUAUGUAUAACAGCUUUCCUGACUUGCCAGUUUCACAGAAGGCAUGGUCAGCGUUUGCCGCGGCAGCGCUCAUGCCGUGUGCCUUCCUGCGCAACCUGAAGGCUGUUUCCAAGCUAAGUAUGUUGUGUACAGUUGUUCACUUUAUCAUCAACGUGAUAGUGAUUGCCUAUUGCUUGUCAAAUGCACAGGACUGGGCAUGGGACAAAGUCAAGUUUUACAUCGAUGUCAAGAAGUUUCCUAUCUCUAUUGGCAUUAUUGUUUUUAGUUACACAUCACAGAUUUUCCUGCCCUCACUUGAGGGUAGCAUGCAGAAGCCUGCUGAGUUUCAGCGUAUGUUGAAAUGGACACACAUCGCUGCAUGCAUCCUCAAGGGCCUGUUUGCCCUUGUUGCCUACCUCACAUGGGCCGACGACACAAAAGAGGUGAUAACAGAUAACCUGCCGCCUGGUAUACGUAUGUGGGUGAAUGUAUUUUUGGUGGCCAAGGCAUUGCUCUCCUACCCCUUGCCCUUCUUUGCUGCGGUAGAUAUUUUAGAAAGGUUAUUUUUUCUAAAUGGAGAUGGGGCCCCAUUACCAAACUGCUAUGGCCCUGAUGGGAGGCUUAAGUCCUGGGGUCUUGCCAUGAGAAUUGGGCUUGUUUUUUUCACACUCCUAAUGGCUAUUUUUGUCCCACACUUUGCACUGCUUAUGGGUCUUACUGGAAGUCUCACUGGUGCUGGACUGUGCUUCCUGCUGCCCUGCUUAUUCCAUCUGAAGCUUCUCUGGCGCAAGCUUCUAUGGCACGAGGUCUUUUUUGACGUCUCUAUCUGUAUAAUUGGUGGUAUAUGUAGCAUUUCAGGGUUUAUUCACUCCACUGAAGGGCUCAUUGAUGCCUUUAAGUAUAACAUCCCAGAUUAAGAUACUAUAUAUUGUUAAAUGGAAAUGAAAUUCUUCUUGGUUGCACAUAUGACCAAGUUAGAGAAUUUGGCUGUAGUGUUCAAGUCAUACUGGGAUUUUUGAUUUAUAACAAAUUUCUUGUUAAUGAUGCUGUGAAACCCAUUGACAUUAAAAAACAAACAAACUUUAGGACCUUGCUCCAAGCAAUUUCAACAUGUUUGGGCGAUUAAAGGAGUUCAUAAAAGGCUAGUUGUUCAGAUGUGAAGAAUAUAUUCUGGUUCCAGCUGACAAAAUGUUUUUGAUCUUGAUGGUAUCCAAGCACUAGUGAAACACCAAAAAAGUGGUAGCUUUUAGUCUCAUAACUGUAUUCUGUUAUUCUGCACAAUCAAAAGUUAAGGUGUGACUUGAAUGACAGUCAUACAAAAAAACAACAACAACAACAACAACAAAAAAACAUUUUCUUUUUCUUAAAAUUUGUUGUUAUAGUUAGUGUACUUACUUUUUUUAUUAUUAAGAACUCCUUACCAAUAAAUACAUAAGCCAAAAUGUGUCAUGAGUGCCGACCCUGUACAUAUGCCUAAUGUACAAUAAUUUCCAGGGGAAUAAAAAGGAAUAUUAGUAUUAGUGGUAUUGGAAUGUACAGUAGUAUAGUCUGCUAAAAGGUUUAGAGAAACUGAAUACAGCAUUACAGUAAAUUUGAAAGGCCAUCAGGUUAUUUCGACCUUGUAAAAAACUAAUUACUGCCUCAUUUUUACCAAACAUAUUUGGAUUUUUCAAGCAUAAAAAUAAAACUGGUUAAAAAACAAAUUAGAACUGUUCCAGCGUAUUUAAAAGAUAGAGGACAAUAGAAGAAUUAAAGUAACAAAUGGACAGAGUUAACCAUAUAUUUAGUGUCCGAAACCUAUUUCCUUCCAUUUUUUAUGUUUACUUAGAUUGUAAUUGUUUCAUAUUUAGUUUGUGUAUUCAUGAAUUUUGAAAAUGUGGUGCUGGGUUGUGGAAAAGUGACUGAUUGUGUGUUUAAUGUAACCUAGGAUGGCCUUGUUACACAUUCAUAAUGUAUACAAGAAGAUAGACAAUGUACACCAUGAAGAUAUUCCUGAGGUUAAUAAACUAAAUAUUUG
Clarias gariepinus (North African catfish) is the source of this 2881-nucleotide messenger RNA. RefSeq names its product vesicular inhibitory amino acid transporter-like. NCBI's taxonomy places the organism in Eukaryota, Metazoa, Chordata, Actinopteri, Siluriformes, Clariidae. The record is from RefSeq and is a predicted model, not a curated record. Gene Ontology annotation, cellular component: vacuolar membrane. Gene Ontology annotation, biological process: amino acid transmembrane transport. Gene Ontology annotation, molecular function: amino acid transmembrane transporter activity. The transcript has 2 exons. Bases 234 to 1781 code for a protein of 515 amino acids.